Messenger RNA from Microtus oregoni (creeping vole), 1732 nucleotides. It is a transcript of the gene Ackr4, whose product is annotated as atypical chemokine receptor 4. The transcript has 2 exons. NCBI's taxonomy places the organism in Eukaryota, Metazoa, Chordata, Mammalia, Rodentia, Cricetidae. Gene Ontology annotation, biological process: immune response; G protein-coupled receptor signaling pathway; chemotaxis. The record is from RefSeq and is a predicted model, not a curated record. Gene Ontology annotation, molecular function: chemokine binding; scavenger receptor activity; chemokine receptor activity. Gene Ontology annotation, cellular component: membrane. Bases 88 to 1140 code for a protein of 350 amino acids.
GGGAAAACAAGAGUCCUGUGAGUCAGAGGUCCUUCGCUCUCCUCCUCACUCAAGACUGCAGAAUCCCAGCUCAAACAGCUCAGUGCCAUGGCUCUAGAGCAGGGCCAGCCAACAGAAUACUACUACGAGGGAAACGAAAUGAAUGACACUUACGACUACAGCCAGUAUGAAACGAUCUGCAUAAAAGAAGAGGUCAGGCAGUUUGCAAAAGUCUUCCUCCCUGCCUUCUUUGCAAUAGCCUUUGUCAUCGGACUGGCAGGGAAUUCCACAGUUGUGGCAAUUUACGCCUAUUACAAGAAACAGAGGACCAAGACAGAUGUGUACAUCCUGAAUCUGGCUGUGGCAGACUUGUUGCUUCUGGUGACACUGCCCUUCUGGGCAGUUAACGCAGUCCAUGGGUGGAUUCUAGGGAAAAUGAUGUGCAAAGUAACUUCGGCCCUGUACACGGUAAACUUCGUCUCUGGGAUGCAGUUCCUGGCUUGUAUCAGCAUUGACAGAUACUGGGCAAUCACUAAGGCUCCCAGCCAAUCAGGAGCGGGGAGACCCUGCUGGAUCAUAUGUGGCUGUGUGUGGGUGGCUGCUACCUUGCUGAGUAUACCCCAGCUGGUUUUUUAUACCGUGAAUCACAAUGCCAGGUGCACUCCCAUCUUCCCCCACCACCUGGGAACAUCCCUGAAGGCAUCCAUUCAGAUGCUGGAAAUCUGCAUCGGCUUUGUGGUUCCCUUUCUUAUCAUGGGGGUGUGCUAUGCCAUCACUGCAAGGACGCUCGUCAAGAUGCCCAAUAUUAAAAAGUCUCGCCCCCUCAAGGUUCUGCUCACGGUGGUUGUAGUUUUCAUUGUCACCCAGCUGCCUUACAACAUUGUCAAGUUCUGCCAAGCCAUAGAUGCCAUCUACUUGCUGAUCACCAACUGUGACAUGAGCAAGCGCAUGGAUGUCGCCAUCCAGGUCACAGAGAGCAUAGCACUCUUCCACAGCUGCCUCAACCCUGUCCUGUAUGUCUUCAUGGGGGCCUCCUUCAAAAACUAUAUCAUGAAAGUGGCCAAGAAAUAUGGAACCUGGAGAAGACAGAGACAGAACGCAGAGGAAAUUCCUUUUGAUUCCGAGGCUCCUACAGAUCCAACCAGUUCUUUUACCAUUUAAAUAUACAAUGCUCUCUGCUUUUUGCUUGGACACACACACACACGUGAGCUUUCUUACUCAAAUAAAAUAUUUGUGUUACACUGAGACUCAAAUGUCCAACACUAGACUGUUGUUGCAAUGUAUAACAAAGGGUGAGGGUGUGGCGAAGACAGACACCAGAAAGUAAACAACAAAUGGUCAGAACCUGGAAAUUAAAGUUACUACAGGAAAACAGCAUGGCGGGAAGGAGAAAAACGCUGUACUCUAAAGAGGAAGCCUUUAUGGCAGUGGGGUGUUUUCAUCUUGACUAUAGUGGUGGCUACUCAAAUCUAGGUGUGCCACAUAGGAAUUUCAACUGCCGACUUUUGAUAGCAACUGUAAUUAUGAAAUAUAAAACAUUGGCUAAUGAGCAUCCAAGACCAUCCUGUGUGAUAAGUCACUGUGUAAGGGUUAUCCGGGACCGUCCUGUGUGAUAAGUCACUGUGUAAGGGUUAUCUGGGACCAUCCUGUGUGAUAAGUCAUGGGUAAGGGUUAUCCGGGACCAUCCCGUGUGAUAAGUCACUAGGUAAAGAGCCCCCAAGACCAUCCUGUACUAUUUUGUAACUUCCUUUGA